AUGGCGCUCGCUGUGAGAGCCGCGGCGGCUCCCUGCCGCCUUGGCCGCAGCCCAGGCCUGCCGCUGCUGGCUCACCGGUUGGCCGUCGCCGCGGCGGCCAUCGCCCUCGGCCCGUUUCAGGAGAUCAAAACAGAGCAGAAUGAUGCUUUAAAAACCGAGGUGUUCGCAUGCCCUGUUUGCUAUGAACCACUGAUAAGGAAAGGCCCGUCAGGCAUGAACCUGCUAGCAAUUUAUAGGUCAGGAUUUAAAUGUUCAAAAUGCAACCAGUCAUUCACCAGGAAAGAUAUCUUCCUGGAUCUCACUGUCACCUCAGGCAUGAAAGAAUACAGUGAACUGAAGCCUGCUAGGACUGAGCUGUUCAGGAGCCCGCUUGUCUCCUUUCUUCAAAACUUCAACCGGAGUGGCUUCCCUGGCCACGAUGAAGAGGUACAUUUCUUGGCUGCUUCAUCCUUCAAUUCCACGGCCUUAAGCUGUUACUUCUCAAUAAUAUUCAUGUUUUGUGGCUUGUUUUCAAGGAAGUUUGUAAGCUCCGGGGCAUACUCAUCUGUGAUUGCUUCGGACUUUUCUGAGAAUAUCCUCCGCCAAUGCUAUGACUACAUCAAACAAGAAGAAACCCCUAUGAACACGAACCUCGCUCUCGUAAGGGCCGAUAUUUCGAGGCUCCCUUUUGCUUCAGGUUCAAUUGAUGCCAUUCAUGCUGGAGCUGCUAUCCAUUGUUGGCCAUGCCCUUCAAAUGCGGUAUAG
Molecule: messenger RNA, 744 nt
Organism: Triticum aestivum (bread wheat)
Lineage: Eukaryota; Viridiplantae; Streptophyta; Magnoliopsida; Poales; Poaceae
Exons: 5
Coding region: 1-744 (247 amino acids)
Cellular component (GO): chloroplast
Molecular function (GO): methyltransferase activity
Source: RefSeq, a predicted model, not a curated record